CCCUUCCCUCCCUCCCUCCCCCGCCGCACCCACACGGCAACAUUUCACGUCCUCAAGGCCAUUGCCCAACCCUUAUCCUCUCGACCCCUUGGUCGGCCGGUUGGGUUUCUCGGCUGCGGUGGAGCUGGCAAUGGACGCCGUCGCUUCUUCUGCCAGACUAGGUGGCAAUGACCAUGGAAAUACAUCACAAGCUAAUCAUUUGAGAUCGGUUGAUCAAGGUAUUGAUGGGCCAAUUGACAUGCUUUCUGUGCCAAAUACAGAGCAAGCAAUGGAGAAAGGAGAAAAUGCUCAAGCUAUCAACAAUUCAGAACAGAUGGAAAAGAAGAGAAGGGCUAUUGAUCGCAUGGUUGCAUGGUUCAGUGAAGCUGGGAUUCCUUUUAAUACUGCUUGUAUAGAGAGUUUUGACUUAAUGGUAGAAGCAAUUGCACAAUGCGGCCCUGGUUUUCAGGCACCCUCUCUUGGUGAGCUUGAUGGCCCCUUACUUCAGAGGCAACUUUUAGCAAUCAAUGGUUCAGUUGAAGCACUGAAAAAAUUCUGGAUGUCCGAAGGAUGCUCUAUUCUGGCUUAUACACAGAUUGAUGAUGAUCAUAGACGGAUGUUAAACUUGGCAGUUGAUUGUUCUCACGGUGUUUCAUUCCUUCGUUCCAUUGAACUACCUUCAGGAAGCUACGACCAAGCAUUUGUUUGCCGACUAGUUGAUUCUUGUAUUGAAGAAGUUGGAGAGAAAAAUGUGGUGCAGGUCAUUGGAGACAUUAGUAUGGAUAAGAUUGGAGCAAAAAUGCCUAGAAAGAGACCGAGCAUAUUUUGGACUCCUUGUGCUGCAGAGUCCAUUCAUAUGAUGCUUGAAGACAUAGGGCAUAUUUGUUUAAUCAAGAAAACAGUCGCUAAAGCAAGAUCACUCACAGCUUUUAUUUAUGCACAAACAGAUUUGCUGGACAUGACCCGCCAAUUCACCAACCAGCAUGAUUUGGUUCAUGUUGGGAUAACCUAUUUCACCACCUGCUGCUUGAACUUGAGGAGCCUUUAUGAUAAAAGGAUUGAGUUGAAGACUAUGUUUGUUUCUAAAGAAUGGGAGGACAGCAAGUGGUCGAAGGAAGCAGUGGGCAAGAAAUUCUAUAAUUUAGUAGUGAGCCAUGAGUUUUGGCAUAAUGUGCUAUAUGCUAUAAAUAGUUUUGAACCACUAGUGGAGGUUCUGAGGAUGAUGGGGAGUGGCAAACCCUCUAUGGCAUACAUAUAUGGUGAACUUGUCAAUGCUAAAAAGGAAAUUGCCUUCCGCUUUGGAAACAAGGAAGAGCACUAUUUGCCAAUAUGGCACUAUAUAGAUUUUAGAAUGGAUGAGUACAUGAAGAAACCAUUGCACUUAGCUGGUUAUUAUUUGAAUCCUUCGUUCUACUAUCAAAACAGAAAUGAAAUUGAAAAGACAGAAAUCUUCAGAGAUGCACUAGUUGAGUGUGCGCGUAAGAUGUACCAAGAUGAGUCUACACAAGAGAAAAUUGUGCAUCAAUUGAAGCUUUACAGCACUGCUUCAGAGAGUUUUGGAACAGUGCAUGCCAUUAGUACUCGGAUGAAUGUUGACCCAGUUUCCUGGUGGGAAUUACAUGAUGGUGGAGCAAAGGAGUUGAGUGCAAUGGCACUGAGAAUAUUGAGGUUAACCUGUGGCUCAUUGGCCUAUGAGCCAAGUUGGAUUGAAAUGAUCCAUAGAGAAAAGCCAUCUUGGAUUAAAAAUAAGCAAUUCGAGGAUUCAGUGUUUGUGACCAUCAACAGAAGGAUACAAGGGAAAGCUCAAAUGAGGGACAGAGAUCCUAUACUUGCGUAUCUUCCCCGUGAUAACGAACCGUUUGAAUGGCUGGUGGGCAUGUUUCAUGCCCAUGUACCGCAUAAUAGGGAUUUGCUGAUGGCAAGAGCAAGUGGCGAUGGUGUAGGUCUCGCAAAGCUGGCGAAUAAAUUACUUAUGGAGGCAGAGUAUGUGACAUCUGAAGAAGAAAGUGAUGAAGAAGCACCAACGCACUCCAUCAAAAGGAAGACGACGUCUGAUGCUUCAUGCUCAAAACGAGAGAAGAGACCUCAGCUGGUCAAAGGAAAUCUGAAAGAUGAUGAGUCCGAGGGAAGUGAUGGAAACAUCAGCUACUAAUCUUUGGCGAUAUUCAUGGCCUUGUAUGUAUCACAUUAAAAGGAUGAUGCUUGAUUUAGUAUGCUUUUGUGGUCACUGAACUCUUAGGCGUACGUUGCUGGUGUUAGGGGUUUGGAACUCUAUUACUUUGGUUCGGCUGUUAACCAACAGAUGUCUGUCUGACAUCUGAAUGCUUGGAAUCAGAUUUGGUUAUUUCAUUUCAUUA
Molecule: messenger RNA, 2336 nt
Organism: Sorghum bicolor (sorghum)
Lineage: Eukaryota; Viridiplantae; Streptophyta; Magnoliopsida; Poales; Poaceae
Exons: 4
Coding region: 131-2131 (666 amino acids)
Source: RefSeq, a predicted model, not a curated record